AUGGGGCUUACGACUGCCUUACCCAAGGUGGAACUGUACCUUUACAGUCUAGUGUUGACCAUGGCAGUCCUGUGGUCAGCUAGCUGGAUCUAUGAAGCAUCGACAGAAAACAUGAGCAAGCAGACCUUUAAGCAAAGUGUCAAGCGUGGCUGGUCGUACAUUGGUCGUAAGAUGGAUGUGGCUGACUUUGAGUGGGUGAUGUGGUUCACCAAGUUCCGAAACUACAUUCUCUUCGCCUUGUCGGGCCAUGUACUGUUUGCCAAAGCCAUUUCCAUGUCCUUCCCUCAGCACAGAUCCCUAUACUUCAUGGUCUAUGGGAUUCUUGCAGUCCUGGCUACAAUGGGUUUCUCCUACUUUGCAUUAAUCCUGUCCCACUGCAUUCUGCUCUACGGCAUUGGCUUGGCUAAGCAGAAGUGGCUGUGUUUCGUUGCUGGUCUGUGCAGUUUAGCGACAUUUAAAAUUGAGCCUGUGGCUUCUUGGCAGACAGGGUUUGUAACGGGCACCUUCCAGCUCCAGGAUGUCCUGUUCUACGGAGGAACUGGUUUCACCAUCAUGCGAUGCAUGAGCUUCGCCUUGGAAAAUGCCGAGAAGAAAGAUGGGAACUACUCGAUCCUGGACCUUCUCAUCUACAACUUCUACCUCCCCUUCUUCUUCUUCGGCCCUGUGAUGACCUUCGAUCAGUUCCACGCUCAGGUAAAUCAAUCCAAGUUUGCUCGGAAAGAGAAGGAGGUGUGGAACAUUGGGAAAUAUGCCUUACUGCACCUUGCUGUGAUCAUCCUUGUGGAUAUCUUCUUCCAUUACCUCUACAUCCUGACCAUACCGUCUGACCUCAAGCUGGCCACAAUGCUGUCUGACUGGGCAUUAGCCUGCUUGGCUUACUUCAACCUGGUGUACGACUGGAUAAAGGCGGCCGUGCUGUUUGGGGUGGUUGGGACUGUGGCCAGAUUGGACUACCUCGAUCCACCAAAGCCACCGAAAUGCAUCACCAUGCUCUACGUUUUUGCUGAGACGCACUUUGACAGAGGAAUUAAUGACUGGCUGUGCAAGUACGUCUACGACUACCUGGGCGAAGACCACACCAACAUCCUGAAGGAGCUGCUGGCAACGGUUUGCACCUUCCUGGUCACCACGCUGUGGCUGGGGCCGAUGAACGUGGUGUACAUCUGGUCUGUGUGCAACUGCUUUGGCCUCAACUUCGAGCUGUGGGUGCAGAAGUUCUUUGAGCUCGAACCUCUGGCGUCGGUUGAGACAAAGCAGAUGUCCAUGGCAAUGUCGAGAAGAAUCAGAGCGAUCUUUGGUGCUGCAAAUUUCUGGGCCAUCAUCUUGUACAACAUCCUCUCGUUGAACAGUGUUGACUUUGCCUUGUUGGUUGCUCGAAGGCUGUUCCUGGUUGGGUUUCCCCUGACCCCGAUCAGCAUCCUCUUCGUGACCUAUUGUGGCGUCCAACUGAUCAAAGAAAACGAACGCAGGCUGGCUCUGGAAGCUGAAAAAGAGAAAACGGAAUAGAAGAAACUGGCUGAGAGAGAGAGAAAGAGAGAGAGGGGAAGGAAGCCACAAAAAAACCUUCCCACACAACAGCUACCUAAUUGUCCUUUCAUAAGUCUUGCAAAGGAAGUUUCUAGUUAUCUAACUGAGCCGUUACCGAGAUAGUUGUUGCCACACUGGUGGGUGAUGUCCACACGUCUGCUCCAUGCGGCACGGCAUCACCUUGGAUCAUCUUUCCCUCCUCGCACAUCCUGGACACUUCCUGCUGGAAUCCGGUGGGUAGGGGGAAGGACAUCCAACUCAGGCAAAUGGCUGACCUAUCCCUCUCCCUCUUCCCCUCCUCACCCUCUCCCCCACCCUCCCUCUUUCCCUCUCCUUCUUUUCCUCUCUCUCUUUCCCUAUCCCUUUGCCUCUUUUCCUAUCCCUCUCUCCAUCCCCCUUUCUCCUUCCCCUUCUUUCUUCCUUUCCCCCUCCCCUGCCUCUCUCCACCUUCUUCUCCCUUCCCAAUCCCUGCCUUCACUUUCCCAUCUCCCUUAUCCUCCCUCUUCCUCUCACCUUCUCCCCUCUCCUCUCCUUUCACCCUGUCUCACUCCCCUGCUUCCCCUCCCCCUCCCCCACAUCCUCCCUUUCUCUCGUUCUCAUUCUCCCUCUCUCUCUUUCCCCCUUCAUCUCCCCUCACUCUGUCACUCUCUCUUCCUCUUCCCCUCCCUCUCUUCCCCACCGCCUCCCUCUCGUUCUAUCCCCCGACAUCCUCUCCCUCUUCCCAAGCAUGCCGUUUGUACAUUGCUGGGUGGGGUGUACAUUGGCGGUCUGACUAAAGUGUUUCUCGAUCAUGGAUGGCCAGUUGGCGCGUCAGGGCAUGGAUUUAACCCCAACCCGACCAGACUGGGGUAGUACAGCCGGGCCCAUGUCUCCGCGACUCCCUGCCCUUCCUGAAUCCAUCACUGCUAAUCCAGGUGUGCACGGGUAACAAUGGCCAGUGUUAGGCUGGGUCAGUCUGGGACCUGGGAUAUCUCAGCCUCUCAGAAAUCCCCUUCCACCCGGGACACGUCCACCCUCCCCCAAUAACAGGUGUAGCAGUAGUACACUGAGACAGUAUACAGUCACUGCCUCUCAAGAUGCCCCACCUCCUGCCCCCCCCCCCCCCCCCCCCCCCCCCCCCCCCCACCCACCCCCAACCCGCACCAUCUUCCACCCCGACUCCCUAUGUUACUGCAGGGCCCUGAAACCCUCAUUCUUGUCACUGUCUUCAUCUUAUUCCCUUCAGUGUUAUACAGCCAUAGAGUCAUGCAGCACAGAAACAGGCCCUUCGAUCCAACUCGUCCACGGUGACCCAGAUGCCUCAUUUAAGCUAGUAUCUCUUGCCCGCGUUUGGUCCUUCUCAUAGUCAUAACGUCAUACAGAGUGGAAAUAGGCCCUUCGGCCCAACGUACCACAUUGACCAGCAUGCCCCAUCUAUAGUCCUACCUGCCUGCAUUUGCUCGAUAUUAUAGUCAUACAGCAUAGAAAAAGGCCCUUCGGCCCAACUCAUCCAUGCCAACCAAGAUACCCCAUCUAAGCUAGUCACUUUUUCCCACAUUUAGUCCAUACCAUAGAGUCAUACGGCGUGAAAACAGGCCCUUCGGCUCAACAUGCCUAUGCUGACCAACAAGCCCCCGUCUACACCAGCUCCACCUCCCUGCCUUUAGUCCAUAUCCCUCUAAACCUGUCCUAUCCAUGUUAUCAUCAAAUCUUUCAGGCUCUGCACACCGGAGGUCACCACAGCUGACCAGGUGAGAUGGUCUGGUGAUCCGCUCUGUAAUCUGCACAGACAGGCUGCCCAUCGCUCCCACUGGGCUCCAGGGGUGAGUUGUGGGCAGUUUUCUUCACCCCCCCCCGCCCCCAUAGAUACAGAGUACUGAAAAGACCAAGGCUGCUAUUGGCCGUUUGCAAACAACAAUCAAAUAAUUAUCAUAUGACAAUGUUGUCAACCUUAUCCACAAUACACUCGCCCUCCCGUAGCGACCAGCGUUCACGGAAGGCCUCCAGAGUCCUUGUAGACACCGCGUGCUCCUUCCCCAGGGACACGCGGGCACGGACCUUCGCCCAGAAGAGGGGCAGGCCGUCUUGGCCAGGUCCAGGGGCAAACCAACAGGGAGAUUCUUCCCCCCUCCCCCCCCCCCCCCCCAACGAAUCCACUGAGGCACUGGAGGGGAGGGCGAUGCUACACGACACAAGGGCGCAUGGAGUGGUCGGCAGGGACUGCCGGAGCAAUCUUCUCUCACUUUCUCGGAUGGCAGAGCUUCCCCAAUUAUCAUCGGUUUGAUUUCCUUUCCUCAUUGUGGCCUUUACUGUGAUGCAGAUGUGAAAGUUGUUUGCACAGCUAGACUCUGAACUGAAUGCAUUGUCCAUUACCAUGCACUGUACCCUGCAAUACACUGUUCAAUAAACUGUAAAUUAUAAGCACACCUGUAACUAAUACAUGUAAUAUUAAAUUUGCUCUUUAAUUUUC
Amblyraja radiata (thorny skate) is the source of this 3976-nucleotide messenger RNA. It is a transcript of the gene hhatlb, whose product is annotated as hedgehog acyltransferase like, b. Gene Ontology annotation, biological process: negative regulation of N-terminal protein palmitoylation. The record is from RefSeq and is a predicted model, not a curated record. The transcript is spliced from 11 exons. The coding region runs from base 1 to 1506 and encodes 501 amino acids. Gene Ontology annotation, cellular component: endoplasmic reticulum. Gene Ontology annotation, molecular function: acyltransferase activity. Lineage: Eukaryota; Metazoa; Chordata; Chondrichthyes; Rajiformes; Rajidae.